Molecule: messenger RNA, 206 nt
Organism: Linum tenue
Lineage: Eukaryota; Viridiplantae; Streptophyta; Magnoliopsida; Malpighiales; Linaceae
Source: the annotation of a GenBank genome assembly
CCGCCAUCGAACAAACAAUGCUUCUCUUGCUCUUUGUGCCCAUCGCAGAUGAAGAAUUUUUGGUCUCUGCCAACAGUUGCCGCACAAGUGAUGAAGUGAAGUUUACCAGCACUCAAAGCUACAGUAGGAGAUUUAUGAUGAUUUGAGGAUUCUUAUCAGGAAUAAGGAGGUGGUAUCCUGGGCAAUUAAGAAGAGGACGACCAACG